AUGUGGGCCCGGGGGCUGUGGGCGCUGCUGGCCGCGCUGCGGGCGGGAUGGUGCCUGCUGCCGCAGGCCGGUUACCUGCACCCCGACGAAUUCUUCCAGUCCCCCGAGGUGAUGGCCGGAGACAUUUUAAACCUACAGGUCUAUUAUCCUUGGGAGUUCCUUUCCAGCUCUCCUUGCAGAACAGUUGUUUUUCCAUUAAUGACAUCUGGAGUUACCUACUGGGUGAUCAAGUCUUUGCAGGAGCUGGACAUGUGUUCAAGUUGCAUCAACAGCUACACCCUGCUUGUAUCACCUCGCAUUCUCUUUACAAUCUUCUCUUUCAUACUCGACUAUAGUGUUUAUCGAGUAGCUCCUUUUUGGGAAGCAGAUCCAUGGAAAGCACUGGUACUUCUUGCUGGAUCCUAUGUCACUCUGGUAUUUUAUACAAGAACAUUUACCAACACACUUGAAGGACUUCUCUUUGCUCUUUUGAUGGUAUUGAUUUCCCCAAGAAAGUCUAAUGGCAGCCUAGUGGAGCCUACAAGCAGCCCUCUCAUAGGCAUUAUAACCACUGCUGGGUUUUUCAACAGGCCAACAUUUUUGGCAUUUGCUCUCAUGCCCUUACUUUACUGGACAGGUUUUAUUGUUGACUCUCAAAAGAGCAUUAAAACUGUCAUGAACCACUUUUUGAAGCUUGUCCUAUGUGCAUGCUUCACUGCCACUGUUUUCAUAACAGCCGACACCUUCUAUUUUACCUCCAUGAGCUUAGACAACAUCUACAGCAUUAAAAAGAGCAGUGUACUUGAUGUAUUAGGUCAGUUAAAUGAGAAAAUUGUAAUAACCCCUUUCAAUUUUCUAAGGUACAAUUUUAAUCCUAAUAAUCUUGCACUGCAUGGAAGUCACCCACGAGUUACACAUUUUGCAGUCAACGGAAUAAUGCUCUUUGGUAUCUUACAUGUUCUGGCCAUCUGUGCUGGUUUUAAAAUGUUAAAGAAAUAUAUCCAUCAGUUAAUAUGGGUCAAACCACAUUGCCAUGGGUCAUCCGGGCUAUCAGUGCAUUCCGAGGGCAAUCCAACGUUACUGCUGUUUUAUCUUGUUCCUUUAGGAUUUCUCUCCCUCUUCAGUCACCAAGAACCUCGGUUUCUCAUUCCGCUCAUCCUGCCACUGGUCCUGUUCAGCACGUCACAGAACAGAGCUGUGAAGUGGAAACAUGUUAUUAUUUUUUUCAAUGUUCUUGGGGCUCUGUUGUUUGGGUGCUUACAUCAAGGAGGACUGAUACCAUGCCUGUUUCAGUUGGAGCAACUUGUGCAUUCUCCAGAGUCUUCAAACCAUCCAAGACACUAUUCUUUACUCUUUGCUCACACCUACAUGCCUCCCAGGUCUCUGCUUAAUAUCAAGAAGAGAGACACACAUAUAGAAGUCAUUGAUAUGGCUGGGUGUGAAGAAGGAGCCCUCUGCCAAGCAGUAGAGCAGCAAGCAAACACUUUUACCUGCAACAACUGUCACGUUUUUGUUAUAAUCCCUGGUACAGUCAGAGCCACAAUUACAAAAUGUGGUGUCUCAUUCAAGAAUGAGACUUUGGUAUUUCCCCACUUAUCAAUGGAAGACCCACCACAAAUACCCUUCCUAUUCAGUGGAAAGUGGAGAAGUCAGUUAGGACUAUACAUCCUUCAGGUAGACAGAGAUCAGCAGCACCUUUAG
Messenger RNA from Calypte anna (Anna's hummingbird), 1680 nucleotides. RefSeq names its product phosphatidylinositol glycan anchor biosynthesis class Z (gene PIGZ). Gene Ontology annotation, molecular function: alpha-1,2-mannosyltransferase activity. NCBI's taxonomy places the organism in Eukaryota, Metazoa, Chordata, Aves, Apodiformes, Trochilidae. Bases 1 to 1680 code for a protein of 559 amino acids. The transcript is spliced from 2 exons. The record is from RefSeq and is a predicted model, not a curated record. Gene Ontology annotation, biological process: GPI anchor biosynthetic process. Gene Ontology annotation, cellular component: endoplasmic reticulum membrane.